UUUCAGUUCUAUUUUAAUCGUCUGUCCCAUUUGAUAAAUUUUGGUGAGGGAACCGUUUUCGGCAACUAACAAUCGUCAUUCCGUCGAUACGUGCCGCCUAGAGAAAGAAAGCCCAAUAGCUCAUAGCGACUAGAGAGAAGGGGGAGCUUCAGCAGUAAAAACGGAACGCGAUGGGGCAGGAAAGGAUUUUGCCCGUAACGGUGCUGCUGCUGCUGGUUGUAUGUAUUUGUGGCAGUGUGCGCGCAGACAGGUUCGAAGACAACAUUUUCUUCAACUAUUACAACUCCACGCGCGAUGUGGUGCAUGUUUAUAACUUGGCUGCAAACGAGUCGUACCCUUAUGACGAAACAUGUAACCCAACGGGGAAGUUCGCCAUCGUAGUCUUCGGUUGGAAGAUCGGUUGCGAUAAGUACUUUGUGCAAGAUUUGAUAGGAAAUCUCACAGAGUACAGGGGAGGAUGUGUGAUAUGUAUGAACUACGACAAGUUCGCCCAAGUGCAAACCUACAUGCGCUUGAGGCGGAACUUUAAGGACAUACAACGUGUCCUGAAGCGGAAGCUUGAUUUUCUCGAGCAGCAGGGUUUCGAUCCGGACAAUGGCUAUCUGUUCGGAUUCAGCUUCGGGGCCAAUAUGGUGCUAGGGGCUGCCAAAGACUUUGGUGCUAAGAAAAUCAAAGAAAUCGACGUAUGUGAGAUUAUCGGAAUGGCCUUCGACACGUCCUACAGAGUUUCGCCGAAUCAUAGACUGGCGGCUAAGAAUGUACAGUGUAUCCAUACCAGCAAACAGUAUGGCACGAAAUUCUCGAGCAGCUGUCACCAGGACUGGCUUCUAGGAGAUUGUGGCGAAACUCAGGAGGCUGCACCUCUGUCCUCUUUCGGCUCGCAUGGUGUUUGUCCACUGUUUUACAAUAGCGCCUUUGAGCAUGACUUCCUUGCAGUGCAGAGGGCAAGCAACUGUACCGCGGAACAGGAAGCGGAGGAUUGGCCGGAGGGAUUCAAGAUGGGUUACAUGGAAACACGAAAGAAAGAAGUCAGAGGCCAACUGUUUGCUCCCACAUACGCGUCGUUCCCAUUCAACACCAACGUGGAAACAUCUUCCGAUAGCCAGAUGUCCGAUUUCUCCGAAUACGAUGAUUUUGAUGAUGACACUGCUAACGUAUAAAUGGAUUACCGAUUUUGGACACUUUGGGUGUGCAUGCGUUGCGAUAGUUGCUACUGCACCUACGAAGAUUAUUUUCUCCGUGAGCGUAAAUGCUUGGAAACGCGAUGUGUGUAUGCCUUUAGGCUUAGAUGGUGAAGGAACAGGUGUUGGAUUCAAAAAAAUGCUCUACAAUUAGCAUACUAGUAGCUUUUUUACGCAGUGAACCGUGAUACAUUAUUGCAUAACCAAUACGCGUCAUUUGGAUAUGGGACAUUUAUUUAACUAUAACUAUCUAUGAAUAUUUAGCAAAUAAUUCACCAAACACGAUUUAGAUUUAGGUGGGCUAUAGGCUACAAUUUGAUUGUUUUUUUUUCGCGUUGAUUCUUGAUCAAAGAGCAAAUAGAAAGCUCAGAAUAUAUUUCUUAGAUUAGGACAUUAUGACUAUUCAACUGAAUUCAAUGAUGAUUAUUACAAUACUAUCAUUAUAUUAAUGUGCAAUUAGCACUAAAUUAUAACACCAAAUAGAUGCAUUAUCUGCACACUAGUGUGCGUAUUAUAUCGAUUUGAUUUACAAAAAUGUGCUAUUUUAGCAAACAUUAUAUGAUUACAUUAUAUGAAAGCGGAAGGAAAAUUAAAUAUUUAUAAUGCUAGGGUUAAAGGAAAAACAAGAAUUUUGGUAGGUUAGUUUGAUGGAAAAGGUAUUGUUAACUAGCAUCACUUAUUGGUAUUGAAAUACUCUGCAUAUUUGCACAUUGGAAUAUUACGUAACAUGAAAUCAAACUGCACCCUCCAGGAACACUACAAUAAAAGCAUUUGAACUUCGAUUGUAA
Messenger RNA from Toxorhynchites rutilus septentrionalis, 1969 nucleotides. RefSeq lists its product as uncharacterized. The transcript has 3 exons. Bases 171 to 1160 code for a protein of 329 amino acids. The record is from RefSeq and is a predicted model, not a curated record. Gene Ontology annotation, molecular function: lipase activity. NCBI's taxonomy places the organism in Eukaryota, Metazoa, Arthropoda, Insecta, Diptera, Culicidae.